GGGAGGAGGUGAAUCCAGCGUCUGGGGGACUUCUCUGUUUGUCAGCUGGCAACCCGAUUGACUAACAUCACCAACGCCCAUAAAGUGGCAAUAUACAGGAAAUGAACCGAGCUGCUAGAAGUGUCGUCUCUUUCCGUUAAAUCUGACCGGCUCAAUUGUUCCAGUUGUGAUUUUGGAGUGAAGCCUGUUGUAUAACGAUAUCAGUUAUAGUUAUCUGAUGUAUAGCAUCAACUGUAUGAGUUAGCGGCAUUAUUACUGUGUAGCUAGCUCCCCUUUGUUUGGACUGAUACAACGUAGACUUCGACUGUUUUACUCCUGUCCACCCGAAAAAUGGCAACCCAAAUCGAUAAAGAGGCUUGCAGAGAGGCUUACAACCAAGUCAGAGACGACAACACGGAUACCAAUUGGGCUGUGUUUAAGUAUGAGGGUUCCAUGAUUGUGCCUGCAGGACAAGGAACUGACUAUGAGGACUUCAAGAGGAUGUGCACAGAUGACGCUCGUCUGUUCGGCUUCGUCCGGAUCACGACGGGAGACGCCAUGAGCAAACGAGCCAAGUUCACCCUCAUCACCUGGAUCGGUGAGAACAUCAGCGGACUGCAGCGCGCCAAGAUCAGCACCGACAAGACACUGGUCAAAGAGAUCGUGCAGAACUUUGCUAAGGAGUUCAUGAUCAGUGACCUGCGGGAACUGGAGGAGGACUACAUUCGCAUGGAGCUGAAGAAGGCGGGUGGAGCCAACUAUGACGCUCAGGCUGAGUAGAGAAGUGCCAGAGUCCACUGGAAAGAACACUGAUCGGCACAUGGAUCAUCACAGCAUGGGCCUGGUCUCGUCAUCCCAACCCAGGAGGAGCCAUUUCUCGGUUGUAGCAUCUCUUUUUAUUUGGUUUAAACCCUCCCUCCCCCCCUGCAAAAAUAGGAUUUUUUUCCUUGUACCUUUUUUGUUUUUGAGAUGAAUUUUAUUUUCUCUUAAGAGUUUUACCUUUUCAUUUUAUUUUUAAGAUCAUUGUUAUCUUGGACAUCGGUGGAAGAGAUUUUCAACAAAUAAUGCAACAAGGAAGAAAAUUGAGUGGGCACAAUAUAAGUCAUUUCAAAAUAAAAAUUGAUGUUUUUUCCAAAACUUUGCUUCUUGACGUGUCUUGUGUGUGUCUCUGAAGCUUACAUUACCAUGAACAAAACGGUAUUUUGGUAAGAACUUGUAACUACAAAAAUAAGUUUGUGUCCAUGCUAGUUACAUUUUUAAAAAAAAUAUAAAUAACCCAUCUACAAAUCCUAACAAGGUUUUCUACUGCUGAUGUGGUAUACUUACAUAUUUGUCUAUAAUUUUCAAAUGCAGGCUGUAUAGUGGUUUUAUGACUUUUGAAUGUAUUGCCUUUGUUGUGUAUUUCCCUACAGUAUGAAAUUCUAUUAAAAUGCCCUCGAAAUUUGCUUUUCCAUCAGAAUAGUUUUUGUUAAUGCUAAAUUAUCAUGUGAUAAUGCAUUAAAUAAUGCACAUUGACUUAAAAGGGCUGCACUUCUUUACCUCAAAAUAAUAAUGUAACUGACAAAAAAUAAUACAGACUUGGUGUUUGCAAUUAAAUGACACAAGUCAAGCAAAAUUAGCAGGACCAAUUGAAAUUAAACUGUAUGUAUUUUUUUCUGCUACAGCAUACAGAAGUGAUCUGUAAAUUACAUGUAAUUUGAUCUUUUUUUGAGAGAAAAAAAAUCAGAACCCAAAAGGAAACAAUGCUGGACCGCCCAUUU
This is a messenger RNA of Xiphias gladius (swordfish), 1739 nucleotides long. It is a transcript of the gene cotl1, whose product is annotated as coactosin-like F-actin binding protein 1. The coding region runs from base 331 to 759 and encodes 142 amino acids. The record is from RefSeq and is a predicted model, not a curated record. Gene Ontology annotation, biological process: regulation of actin filament polymerization. The transcript is spliced from 5 exons. Gene Ontology annotation, cellular component: site of polarized growth; cortical actin cytoskeleton; actin filament. Gene Ontology annotation, molecular function: actin filament binding. NCBI's taxonomy places the organism in Eukaryota, Metazoa, Chordata, Actinopteri, Istiophoriformes, Xiphiidae.